This is a messenger RNA of Clupea harengus (Atlantic herring), 1435 nucleotides long. RefSeq names its product phosphofurin acidic cluster sorting protein 1-like. Lineage: Eukaryota; Metazoa; Chordata; Actinopteri; Clupeiformes; Clupeidae. The coding region runs from base 944 to 1435 and encodes 163 amino acids. The transcript is spliced from 5 exons. Gene Ontology annotation, biological process: protein localization to plasma membrane. The record is from RefSeq and is a predicted model, not a curated record. Gene Ontology annotation, molecular function: transmembrane transporter binding.
AUGUCUCUGACUCUAUUUCAUGCUGCAAUAACAGAUAUGACAGUUGGUCAGUCACUAAAUGCGUGUCAAAACGUUUGGUGCUCAAGGUCAUCACGGCGGUGUCAAGGUGAAGUGUGUGAAUUUCACACGUGUGGAGAGCUGCUGGUCGUCUGAGACAUCGUGCCUUGGGCUCUGACUGAGAUAAAGUAUGACACACUUCUGAUAACUUUGACGGCCGUACCUGUCCAUGAAACAAAAAAGGCUACUGCUUUCUCGAAAUGAUUUUGUAUUUAUGAAUAGCCUUCAUACUAAUAUUGUCAGAACCAUGACCAGACAAUAAAUUAACCAGUAUGCUGUUCUUUUCCCCCUAGUGGUCUGUCAUAGCCUAUAGGCUUUUUUGGAUUUUUGUAGACAUUUGGAACUAUAGGUUAGCGUUACCAAUCCCUCAGUUCAAAUCAUGCAAGAAAAACGGGUAGGCAACAGUGUAUGUUGCCGACAAUCAGUUAAAAGCGACGAUAGGGCGUCAUAACAUAACGGAAACAACGUUUUCCUUCGAUAUUUGUACAACCACCUCUCUCUAGCUCGUUCAUGCUUUGCCUCACUCUGUCACUCACCCCCUCUAAAUCGAAGUGUACGUCUUUAACAAGAGGCGUAGCUAUUCGACUCGAGCUGUGUCUGCUAGUCGGUGGGGAGAAAUUUCCGCUUCCUCCACUGACAAAACAUCCACAGCAACUUGGUAAAGGACGUACACCCCCGUGUCCUCCGUUAAGCAGCGGAUCCCUUCGGGCUUUGAAAUCGCAAGACUCAAAGAAAGCUUGGAGCCAAAAGGGAUUGUUAACUUUACAGGUCGUCAUAGACUAGUGUUUUUUUGUUUUUGUGCCGCUGGCAGAUCUACGAGGUUUAAAGAGCGGAGACACGGAGCCCACGAGCACCGCUGGUUUAAACGGACACGCAUACCUCCAGCAUGGAGCGCGGGGGGCUCCCGAAGCCUGGAGGUGUUCCGUCUCCGCAACCCUCCAAGCCGGUUACGAUCACCUCGAAUCGUCCGGUGCAGAUGAACCUGUAUGCAACGUGGGAAGUGGACCGAUCUUCGCCGAGCUGCGUGCCUAGGCUGUUCAACCUGACUCUGAAGAAGCUGGUGAUGCUGAAGGAGUUAGACAAGGACCUGACGUCUGUGGUCAUCGCUGUCAAACUCCAGGGAUCAAAGCGUAUUUUACGCUCCAAUGAGAUCCUGCUGUCUUCGGCUGGGCUAACAGAGACAGACCUGCAGCUCACUUUCUCUCUACAGUACCCCCACUUCCUGAAGCGCGACGCCAACAAGCUGCAGAUCAUGCUACAGCGCCGCAAGCGCUACAAGAACCGCACCAUCCUGGGCUACAAGACACUAGCGCUGGGCCUCAUCAACAUGGCCGAGGUCAGUCAUACCCACUGUAAACAAGAACACAACUUACACUAA